AAAAUAUAAUAUUUUUAUAAAAUGUUGCUCUCCAGAAUUUUAAGAAGAAAUAGAGCAGUUAUGCUGCCGAUUAGGAGCAUCGGUUCUAAUCAGAGAUUGGAGGCUCAUGAGACUGAUGAGCCUAGAACUCCAGAAGACUCCCAAUUUUUGGCCCAUUUUAAUGAUAGAAAGAAGAAAUAUUACGAUCCCUACUCUCAUGAUCCUCAGGCUGAAGACUAUCAGGACAGUAUUUUAAUGUCUGAUAGGAUGGGAGGAGUUCCAGAUGAAAUCACAUCCGCUGAUAUCUCUGAAAAUUGGUUCUAUACUAUUUAUAAAACAGAGAUUACAUGGACUGUGUUCUUCUUCGGAGCAUACUCUGCAUUCGAACCGGAUCAUAUUAUUCAUUAUCCAUGGGAAAAAGGACCGCUCAGUCCCUUAUUCAGAGGAGAGCAUGCUCUGAGAAGAUAUCCUACUGGAGAAGAGAGAUGUAUAGCUUGUAAGCUCUGUGAAGCUGCUUGCCCUGCAUUUGCCAUUACGAUCGAGACUGAGCCAAGACAUGACGAUGCUAGAAGGACCACUAAAUACGAUAUUGACAUGACCAAGUGCAUCUUUUGCGGCUUCUGACAGGAAGCAUGCCCCGUUGAUGCUAUUGUAGAAGGUCCUAACUACGAAUACUCAACUGUUCAUCAUGAGGAACUGCUUUACGACAAGGUUAAGCUUCUAGCGAAUGGGGAUAAGUGGGAACCACAGUUGGCAAGAAACCUCGAGACUAGAAUAAUCAAUAGAUAA
Messenger RNA from Moneuplotes crassus, 768 nucleotides. NCBI's taxonomy places the organism in Eukaryota, Ciliophora, Spirotrichea, Euplotida, Euplotidae. The record is from the annotation of a GenBank genome assembly.